This is a messenger RNA of Brienomyrus brachyistius, 10632 nucleotides long. Its product is annotated as spectrin beta chain, non-erythrocytic 1-like. The record is from RefSeq and is a predicted model, not a curated record. The transcript has 40 exons. Gene Ontology annotation, molecular function: phospholipid binding; structural constituent of cytoskeleton; actin filament binding. Lineage: Eukaryota; Metazoa; Chordata; Actinopteri; Osteoglossiformes; Mormyridae. Bases 623 to 7699 code for a protein of 2358 amino acids. Gene Ontology annotation, biological process: actin cytoskeleton organization. Gene Ontology annotation, cellular component: plasma membrane; cortical actin cytoskeleton; cell projection.
UGCGUAUUCAAACAAGGUGUGCGCGCGUGCGUGCAUCUCUGUGUGUGCGCGCGUGUUUUUCCGAGCAGACCGAGAGGGCGAAGGAGCUCGUGGCUUUCGUGGCGGAGGGGGGUUUGAGAGAGGAGAAGGAGAGGGAGGCAUUCCUCCUGGAAUUUUUGGAUUUUCCCUCCAGGGAUUGAGCAGCACUUUUAAAAAAAAUAAUAAUAAAAUAAAAAAAAUAAUAAAAAAAAAGAGAAGAAAAGACCAGCAAAGGAUAGGAGGGAGGACGUUUCUGAAGGAGGGAGGGUUCGGUCAUGUUUGCCAUUUCGCAGGCACUGGAGAUCUGAUAUCUGGUGGAGUUGCGCUCCUCCACGUGGUGGGGGCGGCCGCCGACACAGUUGCGGCCGAAGCAGAGCAUUGCAUCCAGACCGCAUGGAGAAGGUAACGCGUUGACCUCAGGGGCCUCAGUCGCUGCCCGCGGAGGCAUGCAGAGCUGUGCAUUCGGGAUCUGCAGUGUACAGAGGGCCGUCCUACACCUGUAGAUCUUUGGGAGGGAAACCAAAAAGAAAAACAAGCUUAAAGAAGAAGGGAAAGUAGCAGACGAAGGUGUGGCGCAGCGACUGGUUGACGGGGGAAAGAGGAGAUGGAGUUGGAGCGGAAGCCGAGCGAGUCCUGCCUGUCGCCUGCCGCCUUCAUCAACCAGGCGCAGUACUCCAACAUCCUGGAGGGCAGGUUCAAGCAGCUGCAGGAUGAGCGUGAGGCCGUUCAAAAGAAGACUUUCACCAAAUGGGUGAACUCCCACCUGUCCCGUGUCACCUGCCGCAUCGGCGACCUCUACACCGACCUCCGCGAUGGCCGCAUGCUCAUCCGCCUGCUGGAGGUGCUGUCCAAUGAGCAGCUGCCCCGGCCCACGAAGGGCCGCAUGCGCAUCCACUGCCUGGAGAACGUGGACAAGGCGCUGCAGUUCCUCAAGGAGCAGAAGGUCCACCUGGAGAACAUGGGCUCCCACGACAUCGUAGACGGCAACCACCGGCUCACCCUGGGCCUGAUCUGGACCAUCAUUCUCCGCUUUCAGAUUCAGGACAUUAGUGUGGAGACCGAGGACAAUAAGGAGAAGAAAUCAGCCAAAGAUGCUCUUCUGCUGUGGUGUCAGAUGAAAACUGCAGGGUACCCCAAUGUCAACAUCCAUAACUUCACCACCAGCUGGAGGGAUGGCCUGGCUUUCAACGCUAUUGUUCACAAACACAGGCCAGACCUGAUAGAGUUCGACACACUGAAGAAGUCGAAUGCACACCACAACCUGCAGAACGCGUUCAACCUGGCGGACAAGGAGCUGGGCUUGACUAAACUGCUGGAUCCCGAGGAUGUCAACGUGGACCAGCCAGAUGAGAAGUCCAUCAUCACUUAUGUGGCCACUUAUUACCACUACUUCUCUAAGAUGAAGGCCUUGGCGGUGGAGGGCAAAAGGAUUGGCAAGGUGCUGGACUACGCCAUUGAGGCCGACCAGCUGGUGGAGAAAUACGAGACUCUGGCAUCGGAGCUGCUGCAGUGGAUCGAGCAGACCAUCCACACCCUGAAUGACCGGAAACUGGCCAACUCCCUGACCGGUGUGCAGAACCAGCUGCAAGCCUUCAACACCUACCGCACUGUGGAGAAGCCCCCCAAGUUCACAGAGAAGGGAAACCUGGAGGUCCUGCUUUUCACCAUCCAGAGCAAGAUGAGAGCCAACAACCAAAAGGUCUACAUGCCAAAGGAGGGCAAGCUAAUCUCUGACAUCAACAAGGCAUGGGAGCGGCUGGAGAAGGCGGAGCAUGAGCGGGAGCUGGCGCUUCGCAAUGAGCUGAUUCGCCAGGAGAAGCUGGAGAUGCUGGCGGCCCGUUUUGAUCGCAAGGCAGCCUUGAGGGAGACCUGGCUGAGUGAGAACCAGCGCCUGGUGUCCCAGGAUAACUUUGGUGUGGACCUAGGCGCGGUGGAGGCAGCCACGAGGAAACACGAGGCCAUCGAGACAGACAUCAUGGCGUACGGCGAGCGUGUGGCCGCCGUGGAGGCAGUGGCGCGCGAGCUGGAGGCAGAGAGCUACCACGACGUGCGGCGCGUGCUGGCCCGGCGUGACAACGUACUGCGGCUCUGGGAGUAUCUGCGUGAGCUGCUGGCCGCGCGCCGCGAGAGGCUGCUGGCCCACCGCGACCUACAGAGGCUGCUGCAGGAGAUGAGCUACGUCAUGGACUGGAUGGCCGACAUGAAGGGGCGCCUACAGUCCCAGGACACCGGGAAGCACCUGUAUGACGUGGAGGACCUGCUGCAGACCCACACACUGGUGGAGGCAGACAUCUCGGCCCAGGCGGACAGGGUGCGGGCCGUGCAGGCCGCGGCCCAGCGCUUCACCAGCAGCGAGCCCACCUACAAGCCAUGCGAGCCGGCGCUGGUCAGCGAGAAGGUGUCCCAGCUGGGCCAGGCCUACGAGCAGCUGGUCCAGCUGGCGGCGGAGCGCCGGAGUCGCCUGGAGGAUUCGCGUCGCCUCUGGCAGGUGCUGUGGGAGCUGGGCGAGGAGGCGGCCUGGAUGCGCGAGCAGGAGCAGAUCCUGGCGGGCGCCGACUGCGGCCGCGACCUCACCUCGGCCCGGCACCUGCUCAGCAAGCACGAGGCCUUCCGCGACGAGAUGGCCGCCCGCUACGGGCCACUCAGCAACAGCAUCGCCGCCGGGGAGGCCCUGGUGCAGGAGGGACACUUUGAAGCCCCGAAGGUUGAGGAGAGGAUAAAGGACAUUCGAGAACAAUGGGCCCACUUGGAGCAGGCGUCCCAGCGGCGGCACACGCUCCUCCAGGAGGCCGUGGCCCUGCACCAGUUCCAGACGGACGCCAAUGACAUGGAGGCCUGGAUCCUGGAGACGUUGCGGCGGGUGUCCAGCACGGAGGUGGGCCACGACGAGUUCUCCACGCAGACGCUGGCGCGCAAGCAGCGUGAGGUGGAGGAGGAGAUCCAGAGCCACCGCACACUCAUCGACUCGCUGCACGAGCAGGCGGCAGCCCUGCCCCCCGCCCAUGCCAACUCACCGCAGGUGGAGGGCCGGCUGCCAGCCAUCGAGCAGCGCUACGAGGAACUGGAGGCCCUGUCGGCCGCGAGACGUAAGGCCCUGGAGGGUGAGCUGGCCCUGUACCGUAUGUUCAAUGAAGCGGGCGCCUGCCAACUCUGGAUCGGGGAGAAGGAACAGUGGCUGGACAGCAUGGAGAUUCCCAGCAAGCUGGAGGACUUGGAGGUGGUGCAGCAGAGGUUUGAGACUUUGGAGCCGGAGAUGAAUAAUAUAGCGACACGCAUCGAUGAUGUAAACCAGGUGGCACAGCAGCUUCUGAACUCAGACCACUGCAGCAAAGACCAGAUCCACCAGACCCAGGACCAGCUCAACACCAGGUGGAAGGACUUCCAACAGCUUGCUGACCAGAGGAAACAGGCGCUAGACUCUGCUCUCAACAUCCAGAACUAUCAUCUGGAGUGCAAUGAGAUCCAGAGCUGGAUGAAGGAGAAGACUAAAGUUAUCGAGUCCACCCAAGGUCUGGGUAAUGAUCUGGCUGGUGUCAUGGCCCUGCAGCGGAAGCUCACGGGCAUGGAGCGAGAUCUAGAGGCCAUCCAGGGCAAACUGGAUGACCUGUGUCAAGAGGCGCAGAAAUUGGCCGAAGAACAUCCUGACCAAGGUGACGAGAUCCAAGCCAGGCUGCUGGAGAUCCAGGAUGUGUGGAAAGAGCUGAAUGGCACCAUGAAAGGACGUGAGGAGAGCCUGGGUGAGGCCAGUAAGCUGCAAGGCUUCCUGCGGGACCUGGAUGACUUCCAGGCUUGGUUGUCCCAUACCCAGACAGCCGUGGCGUCUGAGGACAGUCCCACCUCUCUGGCUGAGGCUGAACGCCUUCUGGCGCAACACAAGACCAUCAAGAACGAGGUGGACAACUACAAAGAGGACUAUGAAAAGAUGCAGGCCUUGGGUGAGGAGGUUACCCAGGGCCAGACGGAUGCCCAGCACAUUUUCCUGGCCCAGAGGCUACAGGCACUGGACACCGGCUGGCAUGAGUUGCACCGCAUGUGGGAGAAUCGUCAGAAUCUGUUGACCCAGGCUUCUGACUUCCAGACUUUCUUGAGGGAUGCCAAGCAGGCUGAGGGUUUCCUGAACCGACAGGAAUAUACUUUGUCCCACAUAGAAACACCCUCAAGUCUACAGGCAGCAGAGAAUGCCAUCAAAAGGCACGAGGGCUUUAUGAACACAAUGGAGGUCAACGAGGAGAAGAUUAUGAGUGUUGUAGACACUGGGCUGCACUUGGUCAACACGGGCAACGCCAAUACGGACAAGAUCCAAGAGAAGGUGGAUUCCAUCCAAGCCAGGUAUGCAAAGAACAAAAAAGAUGCCAGUGAGCUUCUGGCAAAGCUGAAGGACAAUCGUGAGCUUCAGCACUUCUUGGAGGAUGGUCAAGAGCUGAGUCUCUGGAUAAACGAGAAGAUGCUCACGGCCCAGGAUAUGUCCUAUGAUGAAGCCAGGAACCUCCACAGCAAGUGGCAGAAGCACCAGGCUUUCAUGGCUGAGUUGGCUUCCAACAAGGACUGGCUGGACAAGAUCGACAGGGAAGGACAGACAUUGGUGCGCGAGAAGCCAGAACUGGAGCCAGAGGUGAAUCAGACCCUGGCAGGACUCCAGCAGCAGUGGGAGGAGCUGGAGGCUACCACCCGCACCAAGGCGCAGUGCCUCUUUGAUGCUAACAGGACAGAGCUCCUGACACAGAGCUGCUCAGCCCUGGACUCAUGGCUGAAGAACCUGUCCUCCCAGGUGCAGAGCGACGACUUUGGCAAAGAUCUGACCAGCGUCAACAUCCUCCUGAAGAAGCAACAGAUGUUGGAGCACCAGAUGGAGGUGCGAGAGAAAGAGGUGCAGUCGCUGCAGGCCCAGGCACAGGCCAUGUCCCAGGAGGAGGCCGGCGUGGUGGAGGUCGACAGCCAGCGGAUGCAGGUGGCCGAGAGUUUUGCCCAGUUGGCUGAACCCAUCAGACAACGACGGCAGCUCCUCCUGGCCUCCAAGGAGGCCCACCAGUUCAACCGUGACCUGGAAGACGAGAUUCUGUGGGUCAAAGAAAGGAUGCCUUUGGCAACCUCUACAGAUCAUGGACGAGACCUACCAAGUGUGCAGCUUCUCAUGAAGAAAAACCAGACCCUGCAGAAGGAGAUCCAAGGCCAUAAGCCCCGCAUUGAUGACAUCCAGGCCCACGGGCACUCCAUGACUCUCGCCGAGAAGGGCCAGACUGACCUGGAGGAGCGCUUGGCCGAACUGCGCGACUCCUGGGCGACGCUGAUCUCCGAGACGGAGAAGCGGCAUGGCCGGCUGGCAGAAGCCCAGAAUGCCCAACAGUUCUACGCGGACGCCGCCGAGGCGGAGGCCUGGAUGGGGGAACAGGAACUGCACAUGAUGUCAGAGGAGAAGGCCAAGGAUGAGCAGAGCGCCCUGGCGAUGGUGAAGAAGCACCAGGUCUUGGAGCAGGCCUUGGAGGACUAUGCCCAGACCAUCCACCAGCUGGCUAAUAGCAGCCGGCUCAUGGUGACCAGCGAGCACCCUGAGAGUGAGCGGAUCACGCUCCGACAAGCUCAGGUGGACAAGCUGUACGCCGGUCUGAAGGACCUGGCAGAGGAGCGCCGCGCCCGCCUGCAGGACCGCCUGCGGCUCAUGCAGCUCAAGCGGGAAGUGGACGACCUGGAGCAGUGGAUCGCCGAGCGGGAGGUGGUGGCCGGUUCCCACGAGCUGGGCCAGGACUACGAGCACGUCACGAUGCUGCGGGACAAAUUCCGUGAGUUUGCCCGUGACACGAGCACCAUCGGACAGGAGCGUGUGGACAGUGUCAAUGCCCUGGCAGACGAGCUCAUUGAGUCAGGCCACCCAGAGAACGCCAGUGUGGCUGAGUGGAAGGACAGCAUGAACGACUCCUGGGCUGAUCUCCUGGAGCUGAUGGACACGCGCACGCAGAUGCUGGCCGCCUCCUACGAGCUGCACCGCUUCCACCAGGACGCCCGCGAGGCCCUGGGCCGCGUGCGAGAGAAGCACGAGGCGCUACCCUCCGAUUUGGGCCGUGACCUCAACUCCGUGCAGCAUCUGCACCGGCAGCACACCGCCUCCGAGCACGACAUCCAGGCCCUCAGCGGACAGGUCCGGCAGGUGCAGGAAGAUGCAGAGCGGCUGCAGAAGGCAUACGCCGGAGAGAAGGCGGAGGACAUUGAGAAGCAUGAGCGUGCCGUGGCAGAGGCCUGGGAGGCCCUGCAGGCAGCCAGCCAGGCUCGCCGGCUCCUCCUGCUGGACACGGUGGAGAAGUUCCGCUUCUUAAACAUGGUACGCGACCUCAUGCUCUGGAUGGACGGCGUCAACCUGCAGAUCGAUGCCCAUGACAGCCCCAGGGAUGUCUCAUCAGCUGGCCUGGUCAUCGCCAACCAUCAGGACAUAAAGUCUGAGAUGGAGGCCCGAUCCGACAGCUUUGCCGCAUGCCAUGAGAUGGGCAGCAUGCUCAUCAAAAAUAAACACUACGCUUCUGACGAGGUGCAGGAGAAACUGGACCAGCUGCAGGAGAAACGAGAUGAAAUCAACAACAAGUGGCAGGAGAAGAUGGACUACCUUCAGAUUGUGCUGGAGGUGCUGCAGUUCGGGCGUGACUCCUCAGUGGCCGAGUCCUGGCUGGCAGGACAGGAGCCGCUGGUGCGGGCAGCUGAGCUGGGCUCCAACGUGGACGAGGUGGAGAGCCUCCUCAAGCGGCACGAGGCCUUCGAGAAGCUGGCCGCCGGCUGGGAGGAGCGCUUCGUGCAGCUGGAGAAACUCACUACGCUUGAGGAGCGGGAACUACAGAGACGGAAAGAGGAAGAGGAAAGAGCGAGGCGACCUCCCACACCACCACCUGCGGAGGAAGUGGUACAGUCUGAGGAUAGCAUGGAGCACCUGUCUGCUGCGAGAACUAGUUUGGACCAGACCACUCUGAACCAGUCUGUGCCUGUGAAUGGUGUCUACAGCGAUCAAGACACAUCCCUGUCGUUGUCACUGCCCAAGACAGCUGACUUUAAACCAGGGCCUCGUGAGCCUGGAUCGGAGAUGGACUCUGUCAAUGGGCCUGGCCACGAUGGCGGGCGAGCGUCCCCCAUCCGCCAGGAAGCCCUCGUCCCCAUGGCGGAGCCCAGCAGGAGCCCCGCGGAGGCAGGCAGCCCAGGGGGCAUCGAAGGCAUGCUGUGUCGCAAACAGGAGAUGGAGUCACAUAACAAGAAGGCCGCAAACAGGUCCUGGCAAAACGUUUACUGUACGCUGCGCAAGGGCAGGCUGGGCUUCUACAAGGACAGCAAGAGUGCAUCCAGCGGGGUAGUGUACCACGGGGAGGAGCCCGUGAGCCUGACACACGCCAGCUGUGAGGUGGCGCAUGACUAUAAGAAGAGGAAGAAUGUCUUCAAGCUGCGGAUUGCAGAUGGAAAGGAGUACCUGUUCCAGGCUAAAGACGAGGCUGAGAUGAGCUCCUGGAUCCAGUCCAUCUCAUCGUCCACUACGGCAACAGAGGCACCCAGAGACCAGUCCCCCAUGGGCCCGAAGGUCCUCACCCGAGCCAUGACCAUGCCCCCCAUUUCCCCCACCUCUGCGGAAGCCGGCAGCGUUACCAUGCGCAACAAGGACGGCAAGGAGCGGGAUCGCGAGAAGCGCUUCAGCUUCUUCGGCAAGAAGAAGUAGAGACCAAACACACUUCAGGCGAGGAGCUCAACAGAGAAAGAGAACGUUUGGCUCUGAAACAUGAUGAGAUUCCUCAUGGUCUCUGUCCACAGGAUCCUCUCACCAUAACACCCAAUCCAUACUCCUUCUAUCUGUAUGGUCUUCAUUGGACCUGUAAGAUUUAAUAGUCUGGGUUCUGUUCGUCUUAUUACUAUGUAAAAGGUCAACAGUCAGGGCACAGCUUUAUAUGGGUGAGCUUCAUCAGGGGAGAAAUCAAGAGGUGUAGAAUAACUACCAGUAAGGCCAAGAGUGAACUCGGUGGAAACACAUACAGAUCCAUUUUGUUGUCUUAUCCAUUAGCACAGCCGUAGCGUUAACCGUCAUUGGCCAGAUGUUAACAAGCAACCAACCAAUGACAACUUUACUCAAGUUGUAUAAGAGGUUUAGUUUUAGGGUGUCUUCAGCUAAACUUCUAAAUAUAAUCAGCCUGAUGGUGAGCUCCUGUGCUCAUGGCCCUGUUCCGGUGUUCUCGUCACAAAAUUGUCUGAAGGAGAUUGUUUCUUUCGAUUAAAAUUAUAAAUAUUAUUUACUUUUUUUUUUUUUUUUUUUGCUAAUUUUAAGAAAAUGUUCGUAAGUCUGGGGAGAUGCUGGUGAAACUUUACCGAACUUCAGAAAUACAUGUAGGUCGCCGGUACAUUUUCUGAGUUUGUUCAGGUUUUGUUUGUUUUUAUUGAAGAACAACAUUAAAAAUGACAGGAAUGGAGAAUAUUCAGUGUCGGGUUUGGUAAAAACAGCGGAAAUGUAAUUUUAUUGUAUUUUAUCCUUUUGUAUUUCAUAUAAUUGUCCCGCCUCCACUUAACAAAUUAGAAAUUCUAGUACUGAAGCAGUUAUUGGCUUGUUAAUUUUGUGGGUCUGUUUGAGAAAACUACCCUUCUUAUUGCAAAAAUAGUAAUGAUAUGGGGUGAUUCUGGUGUCUGAUUUGAAACGCUUUCAUUUCCUUAUGUAAAAAUGUUGGCUAUUUUUUCAGCUGUCUUUCAGGGAGUUAAUUCUGUUAAACACUAAAAAUAAAAAAAAAAUAAUGAAAAUUUGUCCUAAAAAUGUAUAAUGAUGAAAAGUACUGUCCCAGGGAAGGAAUCCAUUGGGAAUUUAUUUUUGGGAUCUAACGUUUGGUUUGGAAAAACAUUUGCGCAGAUCAUGGCUCAUUUUCAGUGGAUGGUUUUUACAACAAAUAAUUCGUAAAGAUUUAGCUAUAGUUAAUCUUUCAUUUUAAAACGCACGUCAGUGCCAGGAAUAUAGCAUAACAGCGGCUGAGGUGCAGUACUGUCUGUAGACAUUUUUUUUGUGUCCCUUCUUUGGAGGUUGAGAUGUCUGGGCAAGCCCUUGUGGAUACGGGUAUAGAGAUGGUUGGUCUGUCUAAGGGACAUAACUGCUGAACCCUGCAAGAUGCCCUCUUUGUCUUCCUUGUGUGGAAUGAUCGCACGCCUAUUCAUGAAUUCUCACUGGCCAGACUCUUCCUGAUGCGUGUGUGUCCCUCUAGAUUCCAGAAGCAAAAUGGGAUGAUGCUAUGAAGCCUGGGAAGAUGGACCAGGUAGAGUGUCAUCCAGCAUCAGGCUGCCACACAUUCCUCAAUGCCCUUAAUUUUAUAAUUCAUGCGUCAUAUGUUUUUUCUAAUUGAGCUAAGAGAAAUAUGAGGGCGGGGGUGAACUAGAAAUCUGAUGCAAAGACAACAGCACGUACAUAUGCACUAUACAAAUCAUACAUCAAACAGGAGGUAUCUAGGAAAUCUAGCUCUCAAGGCAAAACAUUGAGAAUGAAAGUGUAGAAUCCCCGCUAAAAGCUUCAGCUUCAUCCGUUGUGCUACCAAUGGUGGGGGUUCGGUGCUCUAAGUGUACCUGGCCUUCAACCAGUAAUUUGAUAGUACUCAGUCUGUCAUGGUAAAGGCCGGCCACAGCUUCCAUUCUCCGUAGCAAAAGCAUGAGCCGUGCUUCCUCAUCAGUCUGUCCGGAGAGACUGAGCUCAUGAGGUUUGGCUUCAGUGAGAUGUUGAGCUUCCGGGGAAGGGGCCUUCAAACACAGAUGUUCACCAUCCAUCAGUUCCUGCUUCGCGCUCUCAGUCUGCUUAUAAUGUCAUUUUUCUAGCAUUUGGAAUAUUUACUUAUUAGCUUGUUGGCUAGGUUUCGACAUAAAUGCCUAACUCAUGCUAGAAAUGAGCAUGAGCAUUCUACGUGGUCGGAGAAGAAUCCCUUCAUCCUGGAUGAGAAAGCUGUUGAGUCAAGCAUGGCUGAUUUUACUAACAGGCAUAAAAUUAACAGCUUGAUUGUUCAGGAAUAAUGUGACUUUAUGGAUGCUUUGCUGCCCGUGCACCUGACGAGAUUUGCCCCUAGUACCCUGCUCAGGAUUAAGAUGUUGGGAGAUUGAUGUAUGUUCUGUUGUGUUCUGAUUGGAGAAGAAUGAGAACUUACCAUAGAUUGGGAGAUCCAGGGAAUGUUUUGCAAUAGUAGUGUGAAAAUAUUAUCCUAACUCAUGAACUAUUAAGAUAAACACUUUUGUUAUUCCUGAGAUAAGUGUGAAACUAAAGAAAAAUUACUGUAUUUAAGCAAUAUAUAAAGGUCUUAUGUUUGGAAAAUGUCUUGAGUUUUCAACUGAAAAUCUGCUUUGAUAUUUUAUAUCAUAACAAGACAACCUCUUACAAAAAAAUGUUGAAUAAAAGUAUGGUCAUCUAAGUUCUGUUGUUAAUUUACUUACCCUGAGUCACUGCCACUGCUACAAUUUGUUAUUGUUUCUACUACUAGUUAGUUAUUGCUACUACUGCUAGUUAUAUAUUUCAAAGACUACUGUUUGUAGAUACAUUGGUAAUGUCAGACCUCACGAUAUGUCAGUGUGCUAUGUAGCAUUUCCACUGUCUACUUGUAUACUUAUAUCAAAUUGGACAAAAUAAAUGGAAGCUUGAGCAGC